Messenger RNA from Nylanderia fulva, 3121 nucleotides. RefSeq names its product beta-alanyl-bioamine nonribosomal peptide synthetase ebony-like. The record is from RefSeq and is a predicted model, not a curated record. Lineage: Eukaryota; Metazoa; Arthropoda; Insecta; Hymenoptera; Formicidae.
CAUAUCAAUCGGAGGAGGCAUUCUCUCUUGGUCAGUAGUCUGCCAGAGAUCAAACUACGAUCACGCUGAAUAACUUAUGCGUCGCACAAAGUUACCUUAGCUGUUUUACAAAAAAAAAGAUCAGAAAUAACUGGAAUAACGAUUAAUAACCGGAAUAACCGGAAAGGAAGAAAUCGAGCGAGAAAAAAAAGGAACUAGAGGAGAAAAAGCAAAACAAGAAGAGUUAACGAGAAACGUGUGCCUUCGUGGUAAAUAUCUAAGUGGAAUGCCAGUGUUCAGUCGACGAAAGGAAAAGCAGAGUAUAUGUGCCUAUAUAUAUAUAUAUAAGUGAAAGUACACCUGCUAGAAUCAUCGUAUUUCGACAAUCGUUGCGGCAGUGUGACGACGCAGUUUUAAUCCUUCACUCAAUUCAUCGCCGGAAUUAAACAGAAAGUGGAAAAAAGGAAGUGACAAGCUCUUCGCUAACCAUACGGAGCAAUAUAGCUGCUUCGAACAUUUGAAAAUGGGUACUUUGCAGCAGCAAUCCAUCUUAAAAGGUCAACAGAUAGGAAAACACAAAGAGAAAGAUUUAGUUCACGAAUUAUUCAGUCGCGCAGCAACGACUCAUCCGAGUCAAACCGCGCUAUAUUACGAAGAUGAUGCUAACCAGGAAUACGUGCUAUCCUUCAAAGAAUUAGAUAACAUCACCAAUCAGUUCGCACGAGCCUUGCAAAAAUAUGAAAAAUUCGAGACAACUUCCCAAUCAUUAGUGGCUGUCUGCAUGAAAACGUCACAUCGUCUUCCAAUUGCAUUACUUAGUAUACUCAAGGCAGGAAUGGCCUAUCUACCUUUGGACGCGGAAUUUCCGAUGUCCAGGAUAAAACAUAUUCUCGAAGAAGCACAACCAUUGAUAAUAUUGAUCGAAGAAGGAGCGGAUUUGUCAAAUUAUGAAGGUGCCUUGUUCGUGACUUAUGAACAACUUCUAAAAGAAGCUGCAGAAGAACAAGAAGACGUACUAAAAUUUAAAAAGUGUUCGAAUCAACUCGCCAUCGUUCUUUAUACUUCCGGAAGUACGGGAAUUCCAAAAGGUGUGCUUAUACCACAUGCUACUUUACUGAAUCGUUUAAAAUGGCAAUGGAGAGAGCUUCCGUAUACCGACGACGAAAAACGAUGCGUCUUCAAGACCGCUCUCACAUUCGUCGAUAGUGUUCCAGAGAUUUGGGGACCUCUUCUACAAGGCCGCACACUAGUAAUUGUAUCGAAAAGUGUGACAAAAGAUCCGGAAAAAUUCGUACCACUCUUAGAGAAACAUCAGAUACAACGCUUAGUCCUUGUGCCAUCGUUGCUGCAUUCGCUGCUCAUGUAUUUGAGUUUACGAAAUAUUGACAACGUUCUCGAUCGCUUGAGACUUUGGAUUUGCUCAGGAGAAACUUUGUCGGUUGCGUUGGCCGAUCAAUUUUUUGCUACGUUUAGCAAUAAGGAUAAAAUAUUAGCUAAUUUCUACGGCAGCACAGAAAUCAUGGGUGACGUCACGUAUUACCUUUUGAACAAACGCACGCAAUUACAAGGAAUGGAGAAAGUGCCAAUUGGAAGGCCUAUCGAUAAUUGCAUAAUUUAUCUUGUAAAUAAGGACAUGCGAUUGAUUCCUCAGGGAGAAGUUGGUGAGCUAAUUGUGGCAGGAAGAAAUCUUGCUGCGGGUUAUCUAUGCGAACGAGACACACGUAAAUUUUUGGACAAUCCUCACGCUAUCGAUCCAGAAUAUCCAAAGAUCUUUCGUACGGGCGACUACGCUAAAAUUGUCAAAGAUUUGUUAAUUUACGAGGGACGAGUGGAUUCGCAAAUCAAAGUUAGAGGUCAUCGUGUCGAUCUUACAGAAGUCGAAAAAAUAAUUGUUAGGAUACCUGGUAUCAAUAAGGUCGUGGUUCUAUGUUAUAAGCCUGGUGAACUAUCACAGACUCUAAUAGCUUUUGUAACCUUAACUGAUGGCACGACUUUAUCUAACUCGGAGAUUGAAAGUUUCCUCCAAAGAACAUUACCACCAUACAUGUUACCGCAAAUUUUUGUUAUUGAUCACAUACCUCUUUUAAUCAACGGAAAAACGGAUCGACAAACAUUGCUGAAGCAAUAUGAAUUAUCUUAUCCUAAUAAUGAAGACAACGGUACUAUGAAUUGCGAUUACAGCGAUGUGUCAGAUCAAGAUCUUAAAAAAGCUCGAGUUCUUUUUCCGACUGUCGCAUCCGUAAUCGGACGAAAUAGUCGGACGCAAGUAACCCCGCAUGCGAAUUUCUACGAGCUUGGUGGAAAUUCCUUAAAUUCCAUUUACACCGUGACCAAAUUAAGAGACCAAGGUUAUCAAAUUGGUAUCACGGAUUUUAUCAAAGCAAAAGAUCUGGCCGAAGUAAUAAACCGCAUGCAACUCAUAUCUUCUGAAGAGAAACCCCUGAUGGAAAAAAUCGAUCAGGAAUCGUAUAUUUUUGAAUCAUUAAACGAUUGUCACAAAGAAGACGCGAUCGAAAUAAUCACAGAGAGCUUUUAUACGAAAGCCGAUUUGGAGCAAUGGUUAAUACCGAAUUUAAAGAGAACAGAUUAUCGAGAAUUGAUGGAAAAGGUAUGGGAUUUUCUCGUAAAGAAGGACUUGAGUUUCGUGAUUAAAUCAAGACAUAGUGACAAAACAAUCGGAGUUAACAUUAAUUUUGAUCUCUGGGAUGAACCUGAUUUAAUGUUGAGCUCUAACUUAAUGAUUAUAUUCGAUUUCCUCGAGUAUUUAGAGGGACCGAUUAGAGAUACCAAAUUACCAAAAGGCAAGGGCAAAAUUAUUCACAAUAUUAUGAUGGCGACAUGCAGCGAUUUAAAUUUCGCAGAAAAUGUAUUAGUGAUGAGACAGAUGGAAGAUUACACUAUCCAACUAGCUCUACGAAAAGAAUAUGUUGGAAUUUUUACUACAAAUACCAGCCCUCUCACUCAGCAACUUGGCACGGAUGUGUACGAGUAUGACACAAUGUUGGUAUAUCAAGUAAAUCGGUACGAGGCGCCUAAUGGAAGUAAACCAUUUGAAAAAGCUCCCGACAGUCAAGUGGCAAUUUGCUCAUUCAAAAGAAUCAAUUAAAACGACAUUUAUAAAUAAAAAUAUUAGUACCAAGUA